Molecule: messenger RNA, 3225 nt
Organism: Somion occarium
Lineage: Eukaryota; Fungi; Basidiomycota; Agaricomycetes; Polyporales; Cerrenaceae
Source: the annotation of a GenBank genome assembly
GACCGGGAACGUUGAGGGAAUGGGGUCAAGAGGGGAGCCGGAGAGAUGGUGGACGGAAAGAGCCGUGAGUGUCGAGAGAUCUGGAGAUCUGGGAAACCGGCCGGUGUGAUUGGACGCCAGCAGGGAUUGGACGCUGUCGGGCAGGGUCCGAUAAAAGGCAGAGGUGGGAUAUCCCCUGUGCUCCUUCUCUCCCCACAAUACUCGGGCGUCUGUCUGCCUUGUUCACCUCCCGCACAAGCCUCGCACAAGGCCACAGGGUUCCGUCCCUCUCUAAGCCUUAUAAGCCGGCUCUCCUGCCUCACCCGGCAGCACCACCCCUGCUUCUCGCCAUGACUGAUAUUGCUUUCGAUACCACCUGGUGUCCUGUCUGCUCUCGUCAGAUCCUCCCCAAACGCAUCCAAAUACCCCUCGCUCCUCCUCCACCUCCCGCUACACCUGCUCCGCCACCCUCUCCUACCCAAACAAAACCAGAUGCCCCUCGCAUGCAGCGCAGCAAGACUGGCACUAUCCGCGCUCGUCAGGGUGGCGGUCUCGUUCACGGCACUGGUCGUGUAAAGCCCAACGGCGCCCUCAAACGUUCUGAUCCUACACGGGAUCAACAGGCUGCCCUUCUGUCGAGCAAGAAGUCUGUUGUCGCGCCGGAGCCUACUCGACCUACUGUCGCUCGCAGUCGCACCGUGAUCGAUCAGGGUCCCAUUCCUCUCUAUUGCUCAGACGAGUGUCGUAUAGCCGACCUCCAGUCUUCCUUCGCCUCCACCGGCAUCGACUAUCACCCUGAUCGUCACUCUUCUCCACCUCUACCUCCUGUACCUCAUAACUCUUUCGAUGACGUCUCAUCCCAGAGCGACUCCGACAGCAGCAGCGAUUCCGUCUCAGCCAUCGGUUCCUCUUCCAUCUUCACCACGCUCCCUCCAGCUCCCCACGCCUCCAAUCCGGGCCCUGCUGGCUCGAACGCGAAACAAAAUCAAGCCGAAGCUGGUCGUCUCGCCUCUGCACGUGCGUAUGCCGCUUUGCAAUCCAUUUACGACAUUCCUCCUUGCCCCGCUGCGCCUCCUCUCUCCCGCACGGAUACCUCCAGCUCUGCUUCUUCCGACGAUGUCCCGAAUGAUUACCAGAGCGGCGUUAUGAUGGCGGCGAAACGUAUUGGCGAGGCCCUGUGUCGACCAGCUGAGCCCAAGAAGAGACCUUCAUGGGCUACGCCAUCGGCUAUGUUGAGCACUGCCUACGCUUUGGACGCUCAUUCAAAAGACAGAAAGGUCAUCCCAGGCUGGACCGAUGGGAGUAACGCCUGGAGGGCGAGUGUGUACUCGUUCGCUCCUCCUCCAAAGGACGGAAAGCUUAACCCGUAUAUGGCCGAUGACGAUCCGUCGUUGAAGGCCUAUCGCGGUCACGUCGCUACUCCGUUGAGGUCGAAAAGUGGUGUCUACUCGACGGUCACUGAUACCGCUAUCGGUGCAUCAUCAUCAUCUUCCGUCGCCUCCACCACGACCACUCCAGCACGCUCUCAGUCUGACGUUGACCAACUGUAUUCAAAGUUCUCCGCCUCACUCACUCGUCGUUGCGAGUCCCGCCAGUCGCUCCAUCGUCCCGCCCUUUCCACUUCGCCCGCCAACUCUACUCGCUCGUUACCCACCACUAUCGCAUCUAGCGCUGUCAAGCACCGAGAGGUUCCUCUCGUGGCACCUGGUGCCGAAGGGAAACUCUUGGUGCCGAACGUCAAGAUGCGAAGAAUAUCAAGCAGUGGAAGUGAUGCGGGGAGCUUUGUGCGGAGACGUAGCCCCUUGAGCAGGCAGGGAAGCGAGAUGAGCGUGAUUGAAGACGAGCACGAGGAUGAUGUGACGGUGGGAUUGCAGAUGAGUCGUUUGACGGAUUCUCCGAAGGUCAAGAAGCCUGUUGAAGGUACGUUUAUCUGCCCCUUGACUGCGUCGAUGGUGCUAACCUAUAUUUGUCUUCCUCUUAUAGCUCGCUCGUGGUCGUACUCGGAUAUUGUGACAUACCCCAUUAUGCAACUACCGCCGCAGAUGGAGAAGCGCGUCGAACGAAGGAUCGUGAAUGGCGUCGAGCAGGACGUCGAGGUCGAGGUCGAGAUCAUACCUGAGCGCAAACGGUUGUUCCUCUUCGCCGACGAACCUGGACCCAUCAGGUCUCGUCGCCGUUGAUCGUUGAACUCCAGCAUUUGCUAGCUCUUUCUACCCCUUUCUCAUCCUCUGCCUCUCGUCAAUCAUCAUACCCUACGUUUGUCUCAUCUAUCUUAUCCUCGGUCCUUCGGUCGUCGGUCCCAUAAGUUGAAUCGCAUACUAUUGCAAUACUCAAUACCCUACGGCGCGCUGCCUCCUCCAUCUAUUCCAGUACACGUAUACCGGGCUCACCUGACGAAUCAUACCAUACUCGCUUCAUACCCCAAACUCACUCAUACUCCCAAUCUACUCAUCCCCAUUUGCAUUGGCACGUACGACGCGCAAUUACGAUUUGACUUAUUCGUUUUCAUCCCUCCAUCGUCUUCGCAUACCUCACCACGCGCGCAUGUCACCUCAUCGAACUCGUUGUCCUACGUUUAUCACGUUCCCCCCUCGCUCAUCGUCCAUGUCCAUUGCAAGCAGUUGAACGUUUCUUUUCGUCUGGUUUGGCCUCUGGUUGUCGUCGUUUUCCCUUGGUCUCAAUCGAUCUCCCCCGCUAUUCGUCAAUCAAUACCGUCUCUCGUAUUCUUACCGUCUCAUAUCAAGUCUUCGCCAAUACCUCUUAAUCCCUUCACCAUCCAUCAAUACCACCACAAGCUAACCAUGCCGAAAAUGUGCCAUAUAUUUUACUCGCCAAGUCCGUUCGUUUUCCUAUCUCCUCCUGGUUUCUGUCCGCGUCUCUCGCAGACGUACUUGUACUAUUAUGUAUCAUCAAUACCCAGGGUUGCAUUCUUGGUUUGCGUCGUUCGUUUUUCGCCUUUUUCGUCUAUUCUCUGUAUAUCAAUUGUACUUUUAUACCAACCAAUCCAGACCAACACCCCGAGACGCUCUUCAGUUCAUUCUUAUUCAGAUGGACUUUUGGGCAUACCCUCUGAUCAAUACCUCGCGUACAUUUUUUUUAACUUGUGCAUUAUGAACUCGAUAUACCUUACGACCCUCCUCCUUCUGGACUCUUUUUAUUGUCUUUUGCUACUUGCUACUCCAAAUCGAAUUCGAAUCGAAUCUCAAAUAGUUUUUCUGUGCCAAUCAAUUGAAUCGCGUUCUUCUG